Messenger RNA from Mercenaria mercenaria, 4203 nucleotides. RefSeq lists its product as uncharacterized. Gene Ontology annotation, biological process: signal transduction. Gene Ontology annotation, molecular function: protein binding. The coding region runs from base 1197 to 3746 and encodes 849 amino acids. The transcript is spliced from 2 exons. The record is from RefSeq and is a predicted model, not a curated record. NCBI's taxonomy places the organism in Eukaryota, Metazoa, Mollusca, Bivalvia, Venerida, Veneridae.
GCAAAAAAGUACAAGGUUUUGGUAAAUGAAAUGAAUACUGUUUCAACUGUUAUAAGUACACAAAGGAUUGCUCACUAAAAUAAAAAUGAGAAAAACUGAAACAAGAAAGUUAUUGUUGAAUUACAUAAGACUUCUUGUGUACAUUCAAAGUCAACAAUUAAGAUUUUGGUGCGAAAAUAAUAGUGCUUCACUUUGUCCAAACAUUUAUCAAUGUCCUACAGAUUCUAAUUUAAAGAAAGAAUGUGAAAUAAGUUCACUGUCUUGCUUUUCAUUUGGCAUAUGUGAGCUAAAACACAUUAUUUAGUUUGUUUACAAAGUAGUGCAUAAGAAAAGAUACGGUGGUCAAGGAAUGCCACAUUACAAAACUAAAAGAGUAUAUUCCCCUUAAUACAUUAAACAUUUAUCAUUACAGAAGUCUAGUGGCUUACAAUAAAGGCCAAGAAAUGUUGCCAUUAUUAAUUUUUAACUUGGUAUUUAUGAACUGCAAUGCACUUAAAUAUCAAAACACAUUCAACAAACUUUUGAAAAUGUACUGUCUUAAAAAUCCUUAAAAUAAGGUAUGAAAAUUGGUUGAGAGGUCCAAUCAAUGUGUAUAUGUGCAAAAGCAACAUUCUAAUCUUGUUCACAAAAGUUACUAAUACACAGCAGGAAUGUCAAUGAUCAAAACUGGACGAAUAUACAGUUAUCCUCACUUUAAUGUCAUUUAUAAUUUGUCCUUGAAUUCUCCACCAUACUUUUCAUAACUCUGUUUGCACGAGUUGCACAAGAAUGCUGUCAUUCACGUAAAAAAAUGGGGUCAAAUAAAUUGUAAAUGCAAUAUCAUGUAAACGUAGUUAAUGGAUUAUGCAGUUCAAGAUAAACUUUAUCUCAUAACGUAACGAACAUGUAUAAUGUUGUAACAACAACUUUACUUACACUGAUUUAAGUAGCAGUCGGUUUAUAAGUGACUUUAUUGAUUCAUUUUGUGUUUUGUUAUUGUUGUCAAAAGUAUAACGGAAGUGCCUCACAACUGAAGCGGAAACCAGUUUGAUGCGCAAAGUAGUCCACUAAUAAUUUCUAUAUUUACACCGCUGUUACUGAUUAAAGUACCCACGUCAGUUCAAUGUUCAUGCGAUGACAGUUACGGGGAUUUGUGGUUACCAUCCUGGACAAACGAAACAAGAACUAUUUCACAAGCAAACAAAUAUAGAAAUGACAUGCGCUGUGAUAAAAGUUGUCCAAAGACAGGUUUUGAUAUGUCAUCAUAUGAAGAGUGCUGCACCUGCAGGAACUGUAUGAACUGGGAAGGUUCAGAGAUUGAUCUAUUUAUAGAAUAUGUGUCAGUGUUAGGUAGAAGCUUGGUUUUGUCUGAACAUGCUCCCAGUCAGGAUGAAGUGUACCAAAUUGAACACAAAGAUUCUGAAAUGACAGAAAUUCCAAGUAACUUGUGUAACUCUGAUAAUGACACAAAUCUGAUGGAAAGUUAUCAAGAACUGUUUGAAAACAUGACACAAUUCUGGGGAAAUAUUAUAAAGUUAAACUUUGAAAGCAAUAAAAUCCGACAACUUCCAGACCUGAACUGUUUACACAGACUAGAUGAACUCAAUCUAAAAAAUAACAAACUAAUACAUAUAUCUAAUACUUCAAUUUUUUAUCUUUCAAGCCUCCGAAGAGUAGACUUCUCUGGUAACUACAUACAAAAAUUAGAUCCUAAAAUUCUUACAUCUCCCCACCUCAGCUUGUUUAUUGCUAACUUUAGCAAAAAUGAAAUGACACAACUCGAUUUUUCUAACGCAAUGUCUCUCUAUCCAUUUUGUCACAUCAGCUAUGAGUCAAACAAAAUCACUGAAAUUACAAAUGAACUGAGCUUUAAACUAAACUUAAAUAAAACCUAUGGACCUGGUUUCGUAUCCAUAGAAAACAAUUUAAUUUCCACUUUUCCAGAUUUAAAAGAACUUCUUUUCCUCGAUGACUUAGCGCAGCUUGGCAAAUUGAUAAGUUUUGGAUUUGAUUUUCGAGGUAUACCACUAGUAUGUGACUGUAAUUUGGAACCUUUUAUGACACUUGCUCUAGACAUAAUCAAAGUAGUCUGGAGAGAUUAUCUAGAUGUAAAAUGCACGGCACCAGAAGAUCUAGCAGGAAUUUCAGUGGCUGAUGUAGAUCCCGCAUUAUUUACUUGUCCAAUACUGGCUGAUUCUGGAUGUCAAACACCUGAAUGUACAUGUGUCGACAAGCCUAAUGAAGAUACGUUGUAUGUUGAUUGUUCAAAUUCUCAACUCACUAAGAUCCCUAAGUUACCAAAUUCCAAAUAUUCUAAGUUCAUAUCACUAAAUGUUUCAGGAAAUAAGAUUAAAAAAUUGGAUAACACUUCAAUAUUAUCAAAACUGUCUAUGCUAGAUAUUUCCAGGAAUAACCUGAAUAUAAUUGAUGAAAAGGCUGCAAGUUUGCUUGAAAAUGCAUCUUACAUUGACUUAUCUUACAAUCCAAACUUACGCCAACUUCCACAAACAUUCCAGUAUCAUAAUGUUUGCUCAAGAAACAUGUUUAACCUACAAAUUAUUUGUGACUGCCAAUUUGUGUGGAUCGAAAAAUGGGUACACUCCAGACAAUGCACAAAUUUGGACAAAUUAUUCAAAUGUGACAUUCCUGAGACUGGAAUAAAACCAGCGAUUCAAUUUACUGAGGAAAACCUGGAAUGUUUUAAAACUGAAAAAUCUUACAUUCUUGAAAUACUAAUGGGAGGUUUAGUUCUUAUUUUGAUUUUGGCAGGAUCGUUAAUCUACUAUUUUCGUUAUGAGAUACUUAUCAUCUGCUUACGUGCCAGACAAAAAAGACAAAAUGAAGUAACUCCUCUUUACAAAUAUGAUGUAUUUUUAUCUUACAAUGACACUGAUGAUAAUGUUUCACAAUGGGUGAAUAGAAUACUUGUGUCUAACUUAAUAAAAACUGGUUAUAGGGUCUUUCAGCCAAACCGUGACGUUGCAUUUGGAAGUGAAAGAAAUUCAGAAAUAAUUCCUGUUAUCAGCAAGACACGCAACUUUCUUGUAAUAAUGUCAGACAGCUACCUUGCUGAAGCAGGUGGAAUGCGUUCUUGGACGGAGAAUGAGUUCAAAUUUGGUUGGAAUAAUUUUAAAGCAGAUAAGUCCAAGAACAUUGUUUUAGUAAAUUUUGAUCAUAUGUCUUCUUUUGAUGUCAUUCAUUCACAGAUCAAAGCUUUUCUACGGGUCGGUUGCACAGUUGAUUUUAAAAAUAGAGACGGAACAAUUAUGGAAGAAAUCUACACAAAACUGGGAAAACCAGUCCAUCUCCCAAAGAUAAAAGAAAUAACUGUUGUAAUUAAUGAGAAAUACUCACCAUAUGAACAUUUUAAAGCAAGUAUGUAUUAUGAUGACAACCUUCUGAAAAACGAAGAACUUGAAGACCAAACAGAAAAUUCUUCUGCUGACGAUGAAACAAAACCAAAUGAAGACACUGUAACUGUUACAGACAUGAAAGUUACUCUUAACACAACAGAUGACAUAUCUAACAAAGAUGAAACUUUCAAAGGUGCCAAUUAUCACAACUCACAAAGACAUGUUCAGAAAUGCCAAUUUAGAAAAUGCUAUGCCUGUCGUGUAAAAGAACAGCUGGUAAAGACUCCUAAUAUCCAAGUGUUUAACAAAAAACUUGCAGCAAAAUCCAAGAAAAUUCCAAAUGACCAAAUUUCAACCACAGGCAAAAAAUGUGAAAAUAUAUCUGCCAAGGAAACUACUAUAGUGCAUGUGUAGAUGUGUAGAUAACAAAAAUUGCUGUUAUUUUAGUCUGACAUACAAGGUUAGAAAGUUAUAACGACUUUAUUUUAUGAGGCUAACACAUUUGGAUUACCCAAUCUUCCAUGUGGGCCUCAAAUAUGUGUCAGAAGUGGGAUACAUAUAAAGUUGUGACAUUUAAUUUUGUCAACAUAAGAAUAUGGACUUAACUUUCCAUGAUCAAAUGAACUGAAAUUUAGUCAUUCAUUCCAGUAGCAGUUGGCAUUUCUACUAUGUUUUAUUGAAAUCUUUCAGAAUAUGUCUUUAGAUAUAAUACAGAUGGACAAAAAAAAAAAGAACAGGGCUUGACAAUGACUUUUAUUUUCACUUGUCCAGUCGCAAGUACUCUUUGAAAGUACUUGUCCUGACCAUAAACUAAGUUGUCCUGACCUUUUCAAAACCAUCUGUUAGAUGUGCAAUAAAUCAUUAAUUUGUA